AUGUCGGAGUUAUCGUUCAAAGGCCACACCGUCGUCGUCACGGGCGCAGGAGGCGGCUUGGGCAAAGCCUACUCAUUACUGUUUGCUUCCCGGGGGGCGAACGUGGUGGUGAACGAUGUCAGCCAGGCUGCAGCGCAGAAGGUGGUUGAUCAGAUUACUCAGGCCGGAGGACGCGCAGUGGCGAACACGUCCUCGGUAGCGGAUGGUGCCGCCGUUAUACAAACAGCUCUUGAUGCUUUCGGAGGGGUGACCAUAUUGAUCAAUAAUGCCGGUAUCCUGAGAGACAAAGGUUUCAAGAACAUGACAGAUCAGGAGUGGGAUCAGAUUCAGUUAGUACACCUCAAGGGAGCGUUCUCAUGCACGAAGGCUGCGUGGCCCCAUUUCCGAAAGCAGAAGUUCGGACGGAUCGUCAACACCUCCAGCGCUGCCGGAUUGUACGGGAACUUUGGCCAAGCAAACUACAGCGCGGCUAAGAUGGGACUGGUCGCGUUCACCAAGACCCUAGCCCGGGAGGGUGCCAAAUACAACAUUAAGGCGACUGCCAUCGCCCCGAUGGCAGCUUCCGCUAUGACGGAAACUAUUAUGCCCCCGGAGUUGCUUGCAAACCUUAAGCCUGAAUUUGUAGCUCCUUUCGUUGCUGCUGUCACGCAUCCGGAUGGACCGGACGCCUCUGGCAAGGUAUACGAGGUCGGUGCUGGAUUCGUCGCAGAAAUCCGAUGGGAACGUAGCAGGGGUGCCAUCUUCAAGACAGAUGCUUCCUUUACACCAUCUGCUGUUAAGGCUAAAUGGUCGGAGGUCACCGACUUCGAGAAUCCCACAUACCCUACCGGAAUGUCGGAUUUCGACGCAAAGGGCACGCUCGAGAAGGCGUCGCAGCUGCCUCCUAAUCCGCAGGCGAAGCCUGAAGUCCGAUUCGAUGGUAAGACCGUCAUAAUCACCGGAGCAGGUGCCGGUCUUGGGCGCGCAUACGCUUUAAUGUAUGGGCGUCUCGGUGCCAAUGUGGUUGUCAAUGAUGUCAGCGAGAAAGGCGCCAAGGCAGUGGUGGAGGAAAUCACCAAAGCCGGUGGAAAGGCGGUUCCUGCGAUCGGUUCUGCGGAAGAUGGCGACAGCCUUGUCAAGAUUGCGCUAGAGAAGUUCGGGGGAGUCCAUGUUCUUAUUGCUAAUGCCGGGAUACUGCGAGACAAGUCAUUCACGGCGAUGUCCGAGCAAGAGUGGGAUGCAGUCAUUGCUGUUCACUUACGGUAUUGCUGCAAAGCCGUUUGGCCCAUCUUCCAAAAGCAAAAGUACGGGCGCAUCGUUACCACAUGCUCACAAGUCGGGAUCUACGGAAACUUCGGCCAGGCUAACUACUCCACGGCCAAGGCUGGUAUCCUCGGCUUGACCAGAACCCUUGCCAUCGAAGGCCAGAAAUAUAACAUCAUAGCGAACAGUAUUGCUCCUUCAGCAGGUACAGCGAUGACGGCGACCAUAUGGCCUCAGGAGUGGCUUGAUGCGUUCAAGCCAGACUAUAUUGCACCCGUAGUUGGAUACCUGUCGAGUGAAGCCAAUGAGGAGACAACCGGAUCCCUGUUCGAGAUCAUGGGUGGUUGGGCAGCACAGACCAGGUGGCAACGGGCUGGAGGGCACGGGUUCCCUGUCAACAAGACUCUUACACCCGAAGCUAUCCUCUCGAAAUGGAGUAUCAUCAGCAAUUUCGAUGACGGCCGUGCGACAAAUCCGUCAUCUACUGCCGAGGCUAGUCAGCAGCUCCUGGAGAACUUCCAAAAUACGGCUUCAGACGAGUCAAGUUCUGACUCGUACGCUGACCCUGAGGAUUCUCCUUUGGUUGCGGAGGCGAAGAAGAAUGUGCCGGAACCUGUGGAGUACAGCUAUACCGAGCGGGAUGUUAUCUUAUACAACUUGGGUAUAGGCGCCACUGAGAAAGAGCUCCAAUGGACAUACGAAGGCCAUGAUCAGUUCGCGGCACUGCCGACGUUUGGUGUGAUUCCACAAUUCCAGGCCAGUGGCGGCAUACCGCUGGAUUUCCUUCCGAACUUUAACCCGGCCAAGUUACUACAUGGGGAACAAUACCUCGCCAUUAAAGCCCCCAUCCCUACCAGCGGUGAACUUGUCAACGAGGCCAGGAUUUUGGAGGUACUGGAUAAGGGAAAAGCUGCAGCUGUCACGUCCGUGGUCCAGACGAAAGACAAAUCGUCGGGCAAGGUGAUCUUCGAAAACCAGUCUACCGUCUUUAUUCGCGGCUCUGGUGGGUUCGGAGGCAAGCGAACUGGCAAGGAUCGCGGUCCGGCUACCGCAGCCAACACUCCGCCAAAGCGGGCACCAGACGCUGUGAUGGAGGAGAAGACCCUUCCUACGCAAGCCGCGCUAUACAGACUGAGUGGCGAUUACAACCCCUUACACAUCUUACCCGAGUUUGCGGCUGUAGGAGGAUUCGACAAGCCGAUUCUUCAUGGCCUGUGCUUCAUGGGAUUCUCCGGUAAGCAUGUCUUGAAGUGCUUUGGAGACUACAAGGAUAUCAAAGUCCGGUUCGCCGGCGUGGUCUACCCUGGUGAGACCCUGGUGACGGAGAUGUGGAAGGAGGGCGACAAAGUCCUCUUCGUGACCAAAGUAAAAGAGAGGGGCACUACGGUGCUUGCCAACGCUGCGGUCACCCUCGUCGACCCCGGCAAACCCCUCAAGGCGAAGCUCUGA
Messenger RNA from Gloeophyllum trabeum ATCC 11539, 2691 nucleotides. RefSeq lists its product as uncharacterized. Gene Ontology annotation, molecular function: oxidoreductase activity. Bases 1 to 2691 code for a protein of 896 amino acids. The record is from RefSeq and is a predicted model, not a curated record. The transcript is spliced from 27 exons. Lineage: Eukaryota; Fungi; Basidiomycota; Agaricomycetes; Gloeophyllales; Gloeophyllaceae.